UUUGCCUUCACCUGGUUCACUUUACUUCUCAAAAUAAAUAUAAUUACAAGUGUAAAAAGUUGCUGAAAACAGGCGCCAUUUUUUAGUAUAUAUAUAAACAUACAGUAGUGGCCAAAAAAUUAAGCAUGAGUAAACCUAUUGUGAUAAACACUUGGCCAUGGAAAAAUCCAACUCUUGGAGCUUGGGAAGUGUUAAAAAGUAAUGGAUCACUGUUAGAUGCAGUGGUUAAAGGGUGCACUAUUGCUGAAGAAGAUAGAAGCAUAACAACAGUAGGAUGGGGAGGCAGUCCAGCAGAGAAUGGUGAAACAGCACUGGAUGCUUUGCUUAUGGAUGGACCUACUCAUAAUGUUGGUGCUGUUGGGAGUUUAAAACGAGUGAAAAAUGCUAUUGCAGUGGCUCGUCAUGUUUUAGAAAACACUCAGCAUACAUUUCUAGUUGGUGAAGAUGCUACAAGGUUUGCAAUUGAUAUGGGAUUCAAAGAAGAAGAUCUGAGAUCAGAAGAAUCUAUUUUGCAAUGGAAGGAAUGGAAGAACAAUAAAUGCCAACCAAACUUCUGGAAGAAUGUGUGGCCAAAUUCAACUGAAAGUUGUGGUCCUUAUAAACCUUUGAUCAAUCAGCUUUAUAGCAACCAUGAAAUAAAUGAAGCUGGUAAAUUGGAUAUAAAUAAUCAUGAUACAAUUGGUAUGAUUGCUAUAAACAAAGAUGGUGAUAUUGUAGCUGGUACAUCAUCUAAUGGCGCUACUUUUAAAAUUACUGGUCGGGUAGGUGAUUCUCCUAUUACUGGAUCAGGUGCAUAUGUUGACAAUGAUAUUGGUGCUGCAGUUGCUACAGGAGAUGGUGAUAUUAUGAUGAGAUUUUUACCUAGCUAUCAAGCAGUAGAGAAUAUGAGACACGGAAUGUCUCCUACUGAAGCUGCUGUGGAUGCGUUAAGAAGAAUUGUAAAGUAUUACAAAAAGUUUGAAGGAGCUCUAGUUGUUGUAAACAAACAAGGAGAUUAUGGAGCUUCUUGUUAUGGCUGGAAUUUUCAGUAUUCAGUUGUAAAUGAGAAGCUAAUGGUUCCAACUAUCGUUGAUGUUUUUCCUUUUGCAUAAUGGUUUUUUAUAACUUUUUAUUGUUGUUAAUAUAAUUUAACUUAUGUAAUGAUUAAUUAAUUUUAUACUUUUUAAGAUAAUAGAUGAUAUUCGAAGUUUA
Hydra vulgaris (swiftwater hydra) is the source of this 1191-nucleotide messenger RNA. NCBI's taxonomy places the organism in Eukaryota, Metazoa, Cnidaria, Hydrozoa, Anthoathecata, Hydridae. The record is from RefSeq and is a predicted model, not a curated record.